CAGGCAUCGUGAGGCGUUGGAUGAAUAUAUGGGAGCUUUUCGACCAAGAAGAAUAUGCAGCCACUUGCACAGUGCUUGAAAUACUUGACUCCGAGGCACUCCAAAUCAAACCGAAUGAGAAGAAACUCGACGAUAUACAUGAAACCUGGGUCAAGUGAAAAGACAAUGAGUUUGUCACGUCGAGAAGUUAUACCAGGACACGAUUAUUUCUUUUUGCUUCCUUUCUGGCGGACAGGUUCGCUUUGUGGGGAAAUUUAGAGAAUGCAAUUCUUAUUGCGAAGCAGAUGGUGGAGCUACAGACAACGGACGGCACGUGGCAUUCUUCUAAACCAUUGCGAUCGAAUGUGUUAUUGUGUGCACGAUGCAAGCUCGCUGGGUUUUACAUUGCUGCUGAGAGAGUUGACGAAGCCAUAGAACAGUUGCAAACACUAAGGUCCGACCUGUGGGAUUCCUACAGCAACAGCUCUCUACUGCCACGAACACUGGCAUGGUUCAGAAUGCUCAGAAAUACCAGCCGUUGGUUUCGGGAUGUCUGGUGUACAGGACAUUUGCAAAGAUACAGGGAAGCUUUCCAGGCUGAAUUUCUCAGUGCAGACGCGGAUCAGCGAGAUGUGGAGGCACGAAUGCGAGGUGCCGGCCUACCAGACAAUGAAAUUAUGCCAAUACGAGACUUUCCUAUGUACCAGAUGGCUAAGGUGUUGGCGCAGCAGCAGCAGCAGAGAGAUAUCAUAAUGUGGGAUGUGCCUUGGAAAAGUUAUACACUGUGUCUCCUCAAGAGUUCAAGGAAGGGGCAGGUCCGGUGGCGAUACCUCCGAUCGAGAUACCGUAAACCACUUACCGACCAAGAUCGUAUUGACGAAUUAUACAAGAUAUACAAGGAACCAGCGAAGGAGGAUACUUAGAGAGAAUGUGAUGGGCCUUUGGUCCAUAGGUUGUGAAAUGCAGUCAGGACAUUGCAAGAUGGCAUGGAUGACAGCUGAGACGGUGCUUGGAAUUGCUGGUUUCAAUAUCUCAGGAUACAUCGAUAGAAAUGCAAAACAGUGCUAUUCAUCAAAAUCGGCUGAGCUACAUGUGUCAAAAUGCCAGCUCGAAGGCACACCUUCAUUUGAGAGUAAGUGAAAAAUGGUAUACGUAUCAUGGAAACAUGUGAUGUAUCCGCUUCUGUUUCAACAUCUACUAUUUGAAACUGAAUACUGUAGAACGAGCCGACGACUAUACAAG
Messenger RNA from Cadophora gregata, 1221 nucleotides. RefSeq lists its product as uncharacterized. Bases 285 to 902 code for a protein of 205 amino acids. The record is from RefSeq and is a predicted model, not a curated record. The transcript has a single exon. Lineage: Eukaryota; Fungi; Ascomycota; Leotiomycetes; Helotiales; Ploettnerulaceae.